CGUUUUUUGAGAAGGAAUGAGCUUUAAAUAUUUGUUACUCUUUUAAUUGAUCCUAUUGUGUGUUGCACAUAAUCAAGGGAAAUCAGUUAAGUUAUCGAAGAAGCAAGCACAUCAUAAGCAUCAUAAAUCUCAAAAGUUUUUGGAUAGUAUAAUGGACGUAAAUGAUGAUUCAAUAGAACUGUUACUCUAAAAGCACGAAAACUUCUAUUUGGCUGAAAUGACAGUUGGUACACCUGAAUAGAAAUUAACUGUUUUGAUUGACACAGGAAGCCCAAAUCUACUACUUACUUCAUCUCUCUGCUAAUAAAACAGUUGCAUUCAACAUGGUUCAUACAAUCCAUCCUUAUCAACUACAUCAUACUACAUCGAAGCCAUUAAAUUAGCAAAUGGAGAAGUAGGCAAUGAGAUUGACAUAUAAUUUGCAUCUGGGAGUGUAGUGGGAGUAUUCUUUGAGGACAGAGUGUGUCUGAAUCAAUACUGCGUCAAUAACCAGUUCAUUGUUGGCAUAGUAGAACAGUCAGAGGAUAUAUUUAGCCAAAUGAAAUUCGAUGGGAUAUUGGGAUUGGGUAGAAUUAAGGAGGCAGUAGUCAAAAACGCAUCCUACAUUCACAACCUGGAAUAUGAUACAGAUACUCGAAACUUUUCACUGUAUUUGAGUAAUAGUGAUGAUGAUGAUAUGUCAAGUGAACUAGUUCUGGGAGGGAUAUCGCAACAUUUGAUUGCUCCUGGUGAGGAAUUCAAAUUCUUUGAUGUUACAUCGGAUAAUCUCUGGACAAUCAAUAUCAAAGCAGUUUUUUUGGGAGAUGAGAGAAUUGAUGAUUGCAAUAAUUGCCAAGGUCUUAUUGAUUCUGGUACAUCAUUCAUCAGCUUCCCAGUUUAUGCUAUGGAGAAAUUUUAUUAGAAAUUUGGAAUUUAUCAAUUGUGUAGUAAUAUUGAUUCAUUUCCAGAUUUGACAUUUGUAUUGGAUAGAGGGAUCAAAUUUACGUUGUCAGGAUCACAAUACUUCAAAAGAAACACUCAUGCAUUAUUCUCAAAAGACAUUUGUAUUCCAUAUAUAAAAAAUAAUCCAAUUAUUGGAGAUGAACUGAUUGUUUUAGGAUAGCCAUUUCUUAUUCAUCAUUACGUUUGGUUUGACGAAGAUCAAUCGAAAAUUGGAAUUGUUAAAUCUAAAUAACAAUCUCAUCAAUCCUGA
Messenger RNA from Paramecium tetraurelia, 1192 nucleotides. RefSeq lists its product as uncharacterized. Gene Ontology annotation, biological process: proteolysis. Gene Ontology annotation, molecular function: aspartic-type endopeptidase activity. The transcript is spliced from 7 exons. The record is from RefSeq and is a predicted model, not a curated record. Lineage: Eukaryota; Ciliophora; Oligohymenophorea; Peniculida; Parameciidae.